Messenger RNA from Lachancea sp. 'fantastica', 2580 nucleotides. Lineage: Eukaryota; Fungi; Ascomycota; Saccharomycetes; Saccharomycetales; Saccharomycetaceae. The record is from the annotation of a GenBank genome assembly.
AUGGACACAUUACAGGCAAUAACCCAUUCAAACCCGGUUGGUGGAAAUGGUGGUGCAAGCAAUAGCAACGGUGAAUUGAGAACACGAAGCGUUUCGUUUUCUAAAUUGAUAGCUAGGUCAUUUCGGAAACCCAGCGGGACAGAAAACGAUGCUGACUCAGGAGCCGGAUCAGCGUCUGUAUCGUUUAAUCAGCAACAACAGCAACAACAACGGCAAAAACAAAAUUUAGCAGUAUUGGACGACGAAAAUGGGGGUAAUUCUGCACAAAUUCCACAAGAUACAUCAAAGGAAACCACUCCGGACUCUCAACAGUCUGAAAAACUGUCCGUAAGGCUGCGGAAAAUGUUCAAGAAACCGUCGCCGGAAGUCACGUGCGAGGAGGAAGAGGAGUCAUCAGCAUCAUCACCACCAUCAAAAAACUCUUCUAAAGCACCAUUGACCUUUCCUGAAUCACCCUCUAUGGUACCCGCAAGCCGUCCGCUUGGUAAUGAAGGCUCUUACAAUGGGACCACAAGUCCCCGUCUCGAAUCGUCCAUCGGUAGAGCCAGGUCACCAUCUACGCCUAUCAUGACUAGCCACAUACCGGCUACAGGUAAUGGCUCGCACGGCAAUGUUAAGGGUCCCGUCACGGGCAUGGCUAGUCAAACAGGUGCAGUUGAUCGUCGCAAUACUCGGUCGGAUACAGUUCGCAGUAGCAACCCAUAUUUUGCAUGUCAGGGCCUUCCGCCUCAUGCAUAUUCUUCCCAGGAAUUUGAAUCCGCAAAUGUAUCCAGCAGUACGCGGCAUGAAGACUCGACUAUUUUGAUGACUCCGCCUGCUUCCAGCUCUACUGGUAUGACAUCCUAUUUCCAUAAUAGCUAUCACAAUGCCAGCAACAAAUCAUUAAACGACAUAAAUGAAAAUGAGGAAGUCGAGGUGUUCAAGUCUCAUGACCCAUCAGACCCAAAUUUGGGCGCUAAAAAUGCUCCAGAUAUUUUACCAACAAUGGCGGCUCCUUCGCCUUCUUAUGCCGGAUCAUCCCUAAGCCCUCAGUUAUUUCCGGAAAAUCCUGUCAUCGUUGUGGAACAAAACUACGACAUCUCACCCAAAUUGAACGAGAUGUCUCCAUUACCGUCUCCGAAAAUAAAUGCUGAAGCUCAAAAGCCUGUUUUAAGGAGAGUUGCAUCCGAGCCUAAUGCUUUACGAGCAGUGAAGGAGCAAACGCUUAAAGCUCCUAAUAAGACUACUAACGGUUCCACUUCAUUGUCAAACUCUGUCAAAACGUCGCCUAUAGCACCGUACGCGAUAGAAUUGGAAGAACCACAGCGCUCUCGCCGUUUGAGAAACAAAUCCUUUAGCAGCAAAUUCAAGGAAGUCAUAGUUGGGCCCACGUCUUUUGAAAAGAUCAAACUUUUAGGCCAAGGUGAUGUGGGAAAAGUAUACCUUGUCAAAGAACGAAAGACUAACAGGCUAUAUGCGCUCAAAAUUUUUAGCAAGGCGGAGAUGAUCAAAAGGAAAAAAAUCAAGAGGAUUUUGGCAGAACAGGAAAUCUUGGCCACUAGUAAUCACCCUUUUAUCGUGACCCUUUAUCAUUCAUUUCAAUCUGAAGAUUAUCUCUACCUUUGCAUGGAAUAUUGCAUGGGAGGAGAGUUUUUUCGUGCUCUACAGACAAGGAGAACAAAAUGCAUUGAAGAAGACGAAGCUCGUUUCUAUUCCAGCGAAGUGACGGCUGCUAUCGAAUAUCUGCAUUUGAUGGGCUUUAUUUAUCGUGAUCUGAAACCUGAGAACAUCCUUUUGCAUAAAUCUGGACACAUUAUGCUGUCAGAUUUCGACCUCUCCGUCCAGGCUAAAGAUACCAAGGAUCCAGUGGUGAAAGGUUCGGCUCAAAGUUCGUUGCUAGACACCAAGAUAUGUUCGGAUGGCUUCAGAACCAAUUCUUUCGUUGGUACUGAAGAAUAUCUAGCUCCUGAAGUCAUUAGAGGGAACGGUCACACUGCUGCUGUAGACUGGUGGACUCUUGGCAUUCUCAUUUACGAGAUGCUUUUCGGUUUCACUCCCUUCAAAGGCGACAACACUAACAAAACGUUUUCGAAUGUUCUGAAGAAUGAUGUAACGUUUCCUAACAAUAAUGAAAUCUCCAGAAGUUGCAAAGAUCUUAUCAGGAGACUUCUCAUCAAGAAUGAAAGUAAAAGACUGGGAUCUAAAUUUGGGGCUAGCGAUAUAAAGAAGCACCCAUUUUUUAAAAAGGUUCAGUGGUCACUUCUGAGAAAUCAGGAGCCACCUCUCAUUCCAGCACUUACUGAGAAUGGGUACGAUUUCACGAGAUUGACGAACAACUUUAAGGGAAAUGGGAAGGGAGAAGAUAAGAAUACAGUGGUAGAUGAAGUCUCUGAACAGGAAAAGAUCAUGUUUGAAGAAAAAGUAGAGCGAGAUGAUAUUGUUUCUGACGACGAUCCCUUUCAUGAUUUCAACUCCAUGAGUCUAAUGAAGCAGGAUAACAACUCUUUGAUCUACGGUGACCAAAAUUCUUACGGGAAAGUUUCUUAUACUCCGAAUCAGAAUCGAUCUAGAAGCAAUAGUCACCGCUUUUUCAAGCGAUGA